Messenger RNA from Gossypium raimondii (Peruvian cotton), 796 nucleotides. RefSeq lists its product as hypothetical. The transcript has 5 exons. The record is from RefSeq and is a predicted model, not a curated record. Gene Ontology annotation, biological process: regulation of root meristem growth. NCBI's taxonomy places the organism in Eukaryota, Viridiplantae, Streptophyta, Magnoliopsida, Malvales, Malvaceae. Gene Ontology annotation, molecular function: growth factor activity. Bases 66 to 512 code for a protein of 148 amino acids.
AAAACCUAUUCCUUGGUUUUUUUUUCAGAUUUCCUCUCUUUUAAGUUGAAGGAAGAAUCACAAAGAUGGUGCAUAUGAUAAGGUUUACUGCAGGCUUAUUAAUUUUGCUUUUCUUUGUUUUGCAUGCCCUUAACAGCUGCUCAGUGCAUGCUCAACAAGGUAGGGAAACAGCUGGUGAAGGAAGUGUUACUCGAAAGGAAUUUAAUGGAAGGAAAAUUGGAGGACAUGAAGUAAUGGUGGCUUCAAAGAAUUCAGGGGGGAACAAUGGUGCUGAAAGCGUGUCCAUUGGGAAAUCUCAACAUCAACCAAAUAAUCAGGUGAGUGGUGUGAACAAGUUGGAGGCAAAGACAAGUAAUUUUGCCGGAUUGGGAACUCCCAGAAAUGGUGGUAACAAUGUCGAAUCAGAAAAGCUUCUGGAAGCAACUAAAGAGAUUGUAAAGUUGAUGCAAGAGGAUUACAGAGGCAGACCUCGUCGGAAGCCUCCAAUCAACAAUCAUGUACCAAGGCAUUGAUCGACUUUGCCUUGCCCUCAUCACGAAAGAAAGUGAAGUCACUUAGCCUUCAUGUAGCAAACAUCAGUUUGUUGUGUUUUUGUCCUUUUUGGUUAUAGUUGGGUCAUAUAGGCUUGCAUAGGAACAAGAAACAGUGGGGUUUUUUUUUUUUUAAACAAGUAUUUUCAGUUAUAGGAACACAGUUUUUGUACAUUAGGUUUACUUUGUUAUACCAUGUUUUUUUUCUUUUGUUUUGUUUUGCUUGUGAUAUAAAUAUAUAUAGUCAUAUGGCGAAGACUUACAAA